Eublepharis macularius is the source of this 1588-nucleotide messenger RNA. RefSeq lists its product as uncharacterized. The transcript has 2 exons. The coding region runs from base 212 to 1120 and encodes 302 amino acids. The record is from RefSeq and is a predicted model, not a curated record. Lineage: Eukaryota; Metazoa; Chordata; Lepidosauria; Squamata; Eublepharidae.
UGCUGGCCUGGCACUCACAGUUGUGCUUCACAAACUGGAAUUGUGUGGGCUUUUUUUCCUGUGUCUGGCUCCCUGCUUCCAAGGCUUUCCAACAGGCUCCGUCCUGAACAACUGAGCCAGCCUGCGGCCCACACACAGGCCUGCUGCUCCGGCUUUGGUAACCCUUUUUGGUUGCUGGCCUGGCACUCACAGUUGUGCUUCACAAACUGGAAUGGUGUGGGCUUUUUUCCUGUGUCUGGUCCCCUGCUUGCAAGGAUUCCCAACAGGCUCCGUCCUGAACAACUGUGCCAGCCUGCGGCCCACACACAGGUCUGCUGCUCCAGCUUUGGUAACCCUUUUUGGUUGCUGGCCUGGCACUCACAGUUGUGCUUCACAAACUGGAAUGGUGUGGGCUUUUUUUCCUGUGUCUGGCCCCCUGUAUCCAAGGCUUUCCAACAGGCUCCGUCCUGAACAACUGUGCCAGCCUGCGGCCCACACACAGGCCUGCUGCUCCGGCUUCGGUAACCCUUUUUGGUUGCUGGCCUGGCACUCACAGUUGUGCUUCACAAACUGGAAUGGAGUAGGCUUUUUUCCUGUGUCUGGACCCCUGCUUGCAAGGAUUCCCAACAGGCUCCUGAACAACUGUGCCAGCCUGUGGCCCACACACAGGUAUGCUGCUUUGGCUUUGGUAACCCUUUUUGGUUGCUGGCCUGGCAGUCCCAGUUGUGCUUCACAAACUGGAAUGGUGUGGGCUUUUUUCCUGUGUCUGGUCCCCUGCUUGCAAGGAUUCCCAACAGGCUCCGUCCUGAACAACUGUGCUAGCCUGCGGCCCACACACAGGUCUGCUGCUCCGGCUUUGGUAACCCUUUUUGGUUGCUGGCCUGGCACUCACAGUUGUGCUUCACAAACUGGAAUGGUGUGGGCUUUUUUUCCUGUGUCUGGCCCCCUGCUUCCAAGGCUUUCCAACAGGCUUCGUCCUGAACAACUGUGCCAGCCUGCGGCCCACACACAGGCCUGCUGCUCCGGCUUUGGUAACCCUUUUUGGUUGCUGGCCUGGCACUCACAGUUGUGCUUCACAAACUGGAAUGGUGUGGGCUUUUUUCCUGUGUCUGGUCCCCUGCUUGCAAGGAUUCCGUCCUGAACAACUGUGCCAGCCUGCGGCCCACACACAGGCCUGCUGCUCCAGCUUCGGUAACCCUUUUUGGUUGCUGGCCUGGCACUCACAGUUUUGCUUCACAAACUGGAAUGGUGUGGGCUUUUUCCUGUGUCUGGCCCCCUGCUUCCAAGGCUUUCCAACAGGCUCCGUCCUGAACAACUGUGCCAGCCUGCGGCCCACACACAGGUAUGCUGCUUUGACUUUGGUAACCCUUCCCGUUUGCUGGCCUGGCACUCACUGUUUUGCUUCACAUUCAGGUUGUUUAUCUUUGGUGGACCUCUUCUGGACUGGACUGCACUUGGUGGACAUCGGCGUGCAGAUCUCUGCGUGGAGGAUCAACAUUGCUGGACAUCUGCAGUGGUGGACUGCAUCGCGGAGGAGAGGAGGACCAGCUGCAAGACCGCCUGAACAUCGCUGGACUGCAGGACUGGUGUUAGUGUGAGCGAGUCCGGG